AUGUUUCAGGCAAACAAUGUCUACUUCAUCUGCGCAUUUGCCGCCAUUGGUGGUGGACUGUUCGGCUUCGACAUCAGCUCCAUGAGCGGUGUCCUGGGUACCCAAGCCUACAAGCGGUACUUUGGCAACCCGGUCUCAUACCAACAAGGCGGCAUCACUGCUUCCAUGCCCGCUGGCUCUCUUGUCGGUUCGCUCGCAAGCUCUUUCAUUGCCGACAAGUACUCUCGGAAGGUCGCGCUCCAGGUUGCUUGCAUCCUGUGGAUUAUCGGCUCAAUCAUCCAAUGUGCCUCCACGGGCGUUGGCAUGCUUUGCGCCGGCCGUGUCAUCGCAGGUCUCUGUGUCGGUAUUGCCUCUUCCAUCGUCCCCGUCUACCAGUCCGAAGUCGCCCCCAAGGAAAUCCGCGGUCGCGUUGUCUCUCUGCAGCAAUGGGCCAUCACCUGGGGCAUCCUCAUCCAAUACUUCAUCCAGUAUGGUGCGGCGCAAGUUGGCGGUGGUCCAGACGAUCUGAACCAGCCCGAGGCCGCCUUUCGCAUCCCGUGGGCCAUCCAGAUGAUCCCGGCUUUCAUCCUCCUGAUCGGCCUUUUCUUCUUUCCCUACAGCCCGCGCUGGCUGGCGUCGAAGGAUCGCUGGGAGGAGGCGAUCAAGGUGCUUGCGCUGCUGCAUGCCAACGGUGACGUCAAUCAUCCCAAGGUCCUGGCCGAGUACAAGGAGAUCGAGGAGGCGCUGCGGUUCGAGAAGCAAGAGGCUGUUUCUAGCUUCAAUGCCUUGGCUCGGCCGCGGAUUUUCAAGAGAGUGUUGCUGGGUAUGAGUAUCCAGAUGUGGUCCCAGCUGUGCGGAAUGAACAUCAUGAUGUACUACAUCGUCUACAUCAUGGAAGCUGCCAACAUCGCGUCUCCCCUGACCACCGCUUCGAUCCAAUAUGUCAUCAACGUCGUCUUGACCCUCCCGGCAAUACUCUACCUUGACAAGUUUGGACGCCGGCCUGCUUUGAUCUUCGGAGCUUUCUUCAUGAUGGUGUUCCUUUUCACUUCUGGUGCACUCCAAGCCGUGUAUGGCCAACCGAGCGCAAGCAGCGACGUCACCUGGAUUGUAUUGGACAACACGCCCGUCUCAGCCGGCAUAAUCGCCUGCUCGUACCUCUUCGUCGCCGUCUUCGCCACGACCUGGGGCCCGACUUCCUGGACGUACCCGGCCGAGAUCUUCCCGUCCAAGGUGCGCGCCAAGGCGGUCAGCCUGUCAACGGCGUCGAACUGGUUCUGGAACAUGAUCCUGGCCUUCGCGGUCCCGCCGCUGCUCUGGAGCAUUAACUGGAAGAUGUACAUGAUCUUCGCCGCGUUCAACGGUGCUGCUUGUGUGCAUAUGGCCCUGCUCGCGCCUGAAACCAAGGGUUAUACGCUGGAGGAAAUGGAUGAGGUCUUCGACUCGGGCCUGCCGGCCUGGAAGACGCGCACCAAUCCCAGUCACCUCGAUCAGCUGCGCGAGGAUAUCGAGAAGGGCGAGCUUAACGUUGCUGUUCCGGGAAAUGGUGGUGGCAAUGCUAUGGCUGCGACUACGGCUGCUACUACGACGACGGAGAAUGCGGCGACUUCGCCUGCUGCUGGGGAGGACAAGGAGACUAAGGCUGCUGUCUAG
This is a messenger RNA of Anthostomella pinea, 1632 nucleotides long. The record is from the annotation of a GenBank genome assembly. NCBI's taxonomy places the organism in Eukaryota, Fungi, Ascomycota, Sordariomycetes, Xylariales, Xylariaceae.